AUGGAGGACUUCAUUGACUUAACCAGAGAAACCAGACCAAGGCCAAAGGAUCGCAAUGCAAUCUGUGUGAUUGACCUGACAAGAACUGAGGAAGAAAACAGACCUAUUGCCACUCUUGACUUGACUCUAGAACCUGUUGCUCCUUCCCAGAAGGAGUCAACCAAUCUUCAAACAUGUGCCAGCCUCUCCAGCAAAGAGGCGAUGGAAGGGCGGGUGGGCAGAAGCUCUUGGCCUGCGGCACGGAGAAUCAUUAACAGCGACCCUGUGGAUUUGGACCUUUUGGAGGAAACCACAUUUGAAGGCUCCCAACCCCCUGCACCCAUCAGUGGGGACUCUGUUUAUCCAGCACAGCCGAACUGUAGCUCAACUGCAUUCAAAGAUGACUUCAGCUUCUUGGCAGGCCUAGAGCUAUCUUCAGAUGUUCACUCCCUCUCCCCAGUAAGCAAUAAUGGUCACAGCAGCAAUCACAGGGUGCCCUUGCCAUGCCCACAGCAAGAUGUACCUUGCCCACCACAAGCCUUGCCAUGCCCACUGCAAGCCUUGCCAUGUCCACCACGAGCCUCCUCCUGCCCACCACGAGCCUUGUCGUGCCCAUCACAACCUGUGCAGUGCCAACUACAAGCUUUGCCUAACCUGCCUCAAGAAAUGCCAUGCCUUCAGAAUAUGUCAUGCCCUCAGCAAAAUAUGACAAGCCCACCUCAGGACUCAUGGCAUCCUCAACAUUUACCAUGCCCACCUCAGGACUCAUGGCAUCCUCAACACUUACCAUGCCCAUCUCAGGACUCAUGGCAUCCUCAACAUUUACCAUGCCCACCUCAGGACUCAUCAUGGCAUCCUCAACACUCACCAAGCCGACCUCAAAAUACAUCAUGGCAUCCUCAACACUCACCAAGCCGACCUCAAAACACAUCAUGGCAUCCUCAACACUCACCAAGCCCAUCUCAAGACUCACUCUGCCCGUCUCAAGACUCUCUGGGCCUACCUCAAGGGGUACCUGGCCCACCUCAAAACAUAUCCUAUCCACAAGAUGUGGCACACCUGCAAGACAUGCCACAGUUACUGGGAGACAUGCCACAGCCACCAGAUAUGCCACAGUCAUCAGGAGACAUGUCACAGUCAUUGCGAGAUGCUCCACAGUCACCAAGAGAUGCUCCACAGACACCAAGCUAUGCACCGCAAUCACCAAGAGAUGCACCACAGUCACCAAGAGAUACACUGCAGUCACCAAGAGGUGUGCCACAGUCACCAAGAGAUGCACCCAGAGAUACACUGCGAUCACCAAGAGAUACACCACAGUCACCAAGAAGUACACCACGGUCACCAAGAGAUAUACUGCGGUUACCAAGAGAUGCACCGAAGACACCAAGCUAUGCACCGCAAUCACCAAGAGAUGCACCACAGAUACCAAGAGACGCACCGCGGUCACCAAGAGGUGUGCCACAGUCACCUAGAGAUGUGCCACCAUCACCUAGAGGUGCACCCCAAUCACCAAGAGGUGUGCCACAGUCACCAAGAGGUGUGCCACAGUCAACUGGAGAAGUCUCACAUUUACCAGAUGUGCUGCGUUCACCUGGAGACAUGCCACACUUGCCAGGAAACAGGCCUAACUCUCCCCCAAAUGAUGUACAGAACCAUGACACUCCUAUGGAUGUCUCAGCUCCGUCUUCUCCAAGUUGCUCUCUCAGCCCACAGUCUCCACAGUCUAAAACCUCCUUAGAGAAAAUUCCCUGGCUCUCUGUCCCAGAAACUCCAGCCAGAAAGGAGAUAGCAAUGUCAGAGCCUGCCAACCCCGGGUCUGCCCACAUACAAGCACGAACACCACCAGGCGUGUUGUACAACAGACCCUGCCUGCAUAGACUGAAGUACUUCUUACGACCUCCGGUGCAUCACCUCUUCUUCCAGACACUAAUACCCGAUAAAGACGUAAGAGAGAACAAGGGUCAAAAAUUAGAACCCAUCCCCCAUCGAAGACUAAGAAUGGUAACAAACACCAUUGAAGAAAAUUUUCCCCUGGGGACGGUGCAGUUUUUGAUGGACUUUGUGUCACCCCAGCAUUACCCUCCCAGAGAAAUUGUGGCUCACAUCAUCCAGAAAAUCCUGCUCAGCGGCUCUGAGUCCGUGGACGUCCUAAAGGAGGCCUACAUGCUUCUCAUGAAAAUCCAACAGCUCCAUCCAGCUAACGCCAAGACAGUGGAGUGGGACUGGAAGCUGCUCACGUACGUCAUGGAGGAAGAGGGACAACAUCUGCCUGGGCGAGUCCUUUUCCUGCGUUAUGUGGUACAGACCCUGGAAGAUGACUUCCAGCACAUCCUGCGGAAGCAACGCCAGCACCUGCAGCAGUCCAUUGCAAACAUGGUGCUGUCCUGUGACAAGCAGCCCCACAAUGUCAGAGAUGUGAUCAAGUGGUUGGUUAAAGUGGUGACGGAAGGUGGAUUAACUCAGCCCCCAAAUGGGAGUCAUACCUGUUCGGGAACAGGCACCAUGAAGGCCAGCAGUAGCCACGCUUCUCCCCAGCCUCCUCUGACGAAGAACACCACUCAGGUGUAAGGGCAGAAGCUGCCUUUGCUAGGGCUGCUGGGAUUGACUGUAGAAACAGCCCCACUCCCUAAGAGCAGUUCCCCCAAGUUAACAAGCCCUGAAACAGAAUGAUUCUUACUAAAGACUAUCUUGUUUGAUCAAAGGCUAAAUUUCUAAUUCCAAAGGUAGAACAACAGCAGAUGCUUUCCCCUAGAUGGAUAGGAGAAACACAAAUUUAAGUGAACACAAAUUUAUAAACUGAAGUGAAACAAAAAACGAGGAUACAGCCCUCCCUUUCCUGGACACCAAGAGACAGUGCAGUUACAGCUGCGCAUCCUUCAGCUUCACUGACAGAAGAGAAGGGAUGGGUAGUGGGCGAUCGGCAGCCUCUAGUCCUCGAGGACCUACGUCUCUCUCCUCCAGUCCUGGGAGGAGUCUGGCCGUUCAACCUGCCGGUUCUACCAGGUUAUAACAGCAGUGGUUCAGACCAGGCCGGUCCCAGGACCUCAGACAGCACUGGAAAGAGAUUCCUGGAGUUCUUUUAUGGGGUUGAGAGUGGUCUUGGUAUUUUUUGAGAGAUGCCAAGAUUUUAGCGGCUGGAGCUGCCCUUAUACAAGUAACCCUCUAUCCUGUGUCAGUCAUAUUGUGAGAAAUCAGUCACACUCGGCAUUUCAAACACAGCACUUGUGCUUAAAUUCACAACGCUAUAUUACAAUCUAGUUGCACAGAUUUUCAUAUAAGGCCUAUGGGUUUUGACUAACUUAGGAGACAAUCUUGUAUCAAAAUGGAGAAUGUCUUGGAGCAAAAAAGCAUUGACUUGGGCAGCCCUGAAGUAGGGUUAUCCCAGAACCCGUUUACAGAUACAAGAGAGGCCCACAUAGUUCCUUUAAGGGAAGCUAAUCUCACAUAAAUAAUAGUAAUGAGAAAUUGAUCAUAAGUGAAUACUAAUAGAUCUUACCAACAAUAAUAGGCACUACUGUUUAUCAUCAAUGACCGCCUGUCUGCCAGAUGUCCCUCAGAGCACUCACAACUUUCUGAACUAGGCCUGUCAGUAGCUUGUCAACAGGUGAACAGCUUGUCACUGCCGGCCCAGAAUCUAAGGCCCACGCCUCUGGUCCACCUAUUGUGUUACCGCCUACAGAUUUCCUGCCAACAGCCCUCUCUUCCAUCACAAUAAUAAUGCAUGUUAGAAAAGGUGGACUUUCUGAGAGGUUGUCCAGAUUCCUUCUGCCAUAUCAGCUGGUGAGGUCUCAUGGGAGAGGGCCUCGUUCCAUCAGUUGAAGUUCUGAGAAUGAACUGAGCAAAAGAUUAAUGUAAAGGAAUCAGUAAUAGGAGAAAACUAUAUGGUAAAUAUCUACAGGGGUGGGCAAAGUAGGUUUGCAGUU
Molecule: messenger RNA, 3902 nt
Organism: Myotis brandtii (Brandt's bat)
Lineage: Eukaryota; Metazoa; Chordata; Mammalia; Chiroptera; Vespertilionidae
Product: SUMO-interacting motif-containing protein 1
Exons: 6
Coding region: 1-2547 (848 amino acids)
Source: RefSeq, a predicted model, not a curated record